Messenger RNA from Musa acuminata AAA Group (dessert banana), 3678 nucleotides. Its product is annotated as putative disease resistance RPP13-like protein 1. Gene Ontology annotation, molecular function: ADP binding. The transcript is spliced from 2 exons. Lineage: Eukaryota; Viridiplantae; Streptophyta; Magnoliopsida; Zingiberales; Musaceae. The record is from RefSeq and is a predicted model, not a curated record. Gene Ontology annotation, biological process: defense response to other organism. Bases 1 to 3300 code for a protein of 1099 amino acids.
AUGGCCGCUGCUGUCCUAUCCUCAGCGCUCAGCCUGAUCCAAGACCUGGUAACUCGCCCACGGUCUCAAUCCCCAUCCAAAGAUGCAGUAGCCAUUCACCAUGAUCUCGACAAGCUCAACGGAAGCAUGCUUCAGAUCCAACACCUGGCCGCGGACAUGGCGAAGGAGGAGGAGAACGGCAAGGACGAGACCGUGCGGCAUUGGCUCAGGCAGCUUAGAGGAGCGGCUUAUGAUGCCGAGGACUUGAUCGAUGAGUGCCGAUUCCAGCUGCUGGCUCGAUCCAACACCGACAACGGAGCUCAGAUGCCGCCGGAGGAGGUACAUGACCCAACCCACCCUCCAUCUCAACAUGGCAUUGCAGUCAGGAUUAGGAGCUUGAGAGAGCGGCUCGAUGAGAUUGCGAAACAACGUGAAACCCUCCACUGGGAGUCAUGCCGGGAGCUCGAUGCAGAAGCCGAGCUCCCACCGCCGUUGUUGUUCAACGUAGAUGACUCUGUCGUCUGCGGUAGAGACGACGACAAGCGUGAAGUGAUCGAGCUGUUGUUGGCCAACCAUAGAAGAGACCUCUCUGUCAUCCCCAUAGUAGGCCCUGGGGGCGUCGGCAAGACCGCUCUCGCCCGUCUCGUCUACGACGACGCCACCAUUAGAGACCACUUCGAUGCCCGAGGUUGGGUAUAUCUGUCAGAAGAUUUCGAUCUUAUCAGACUAAUAUCAGCAAUUGUUGUCUCAGUAACAAACAUGAAACAUAUUUAUGUUGAACAAGAUCACGGGAAACCUCUGAAGUGCCAGAUAUUGAGAGGGAAGAGAUUCCUGUUAGUGCUAGAUAAUGUUCAGAAUGAGAACCAAACCCUUUGGAAUUCCUUGAGAGCCCUAUUAAGUGUAGGUCUUGAAGGCAGUGCAAUUGUAGCGACGACUCGUAGUGAAUCAGUUGCCAAGUUCAUGCAGACUGUGCUGUCCUACAACCUCAUCCCAUUACCUGAAGAGGAGUGUCAAUUGUUGUUUGAACAUCAUGCGUUUGGAAGCCAAAAUCUUACUGGUAACCUAAAUUUAGUUGCUAUUGGGAAGAGGAUCACAAAAAAACUCAAAGGCAUGCCAUUGGCAGCUAAGAUGAUCGGUAAACUUCUAUGCACUGAGAAAAAUGAGGAGAAAUGGCAUGCCAUCUUGCAGAGUGGUGUUUGGGAAUCCACUGGUUUGGAUGGUGUGGUUUCAUCAGCUCUUAGACUAAGCUACUAUGGUUUGCCUACAUGUUUGAGGGUAUGUUUCACGUACACCGCAUUGUUUCCCAAAGGAUACCUGUUCAAGAAGGAUCGACUGGUUCAGCUGUGGAUGGCCCAGGGUUUUAUCCAACCUAUGGGACGAAAACUCCCAGAAGACAUUGGUGUGGAGUAUUUCGAUGAGUUGUUGAGACGAUCAUUCUUUCAGCAAAUAGGGGCUAAUGAACAUGUGUUUACUGUGCAUGACCUAAUUCAUGAUCUUGUGCAAACUAUUGCAAGCAAGGAAAUAUGUAGGAUAAAGAACGAGAAUUUUAGCUUUGUUACCUCAGAAGCAAGACAUUUAUCGUUGUGUCCUGAAGAACUUGGGCCAUUCAUUCGCUCCUGCAACAGACCCAGGGUUUUACGAACCUUUCUAAUUGUGCAUAGAGUAUUAGAUACUUGUGAUGUUGACUAUGUGUGGAGCAAAGCUUGCUCACCUUUGAGUAUGCCGAAUGACCUUUUUGUUGGCUUGAAGUUCUUGCGCACUCUGGAUCUGAGUGAAACCCCUAUUGUAAGUUUGCCAGAAUCAAUCGACAGCAUUAUACAUUUGCGCUACCUUGGUCUCAGACAUACAAAAAUUAGAAGAUUACCUGAAUCUUUGUGUGGCCUUUACAAUCUGCAGCCGUUGGACCUGAGAGAUAGUGAGAAACUAGAAGAAUUGCCCAAAAGCAUAACAAAUGUCACCAACCUGCGUCAUCUUUAUCUGCCAAGAUAUGUUUCAAUUAUUCCAAUGCCACAGGGAAUUGGAAAGUUGACUAAUCUUCAGACACUAUCAACAUUUUAUGUUGACCAUGGAGAGCAAAACUGUGCAAUAAUGGAGUUGAAGGACUUGGUAAAUCUCAGAGGAAAAUUCGAGAUUGCUGGACUGCACAACGUGGCAAGUGUAGACUAUGUCGAGGAUGCUUUAAAGGAUCUAAGACACAUUGCAAAACUGAUUCUGUCCUCUGGCAUCAAUUAUGACUAUGGGAACCUUGGUGAAUUUGAUUUCAGCCUGUUUGACAGAGUUGUUGAGGAUAACCAAUCAUUAAGCAACGUGCAUGAUGAGCUUCAGACUUCCACAGAAAAUGUUGUACAAGUCUCAGUACCUAAAGAAAUAUGUAAUGGUUUGGAGACGACUGUUUUUGACAAACUUCGUCCUCAUACAAAUCUGAUGGAGCUGGUUGUGCGUUCUUACCACAGUUUGCAAUUUCCCAACUGGAUGGGCGAUGCUUCCUUUUCCAAUUUAGCCUCUGUUGAACUUGAAUUUUGCAGCAAAUGUGAAGUCCUCCCACCACUAGGCCAGCUGCCACUGCUCAGGCACCUUGCUUUUAAUGAGUUAUCAGGCUUAGAGAACAUAGGUCAGGAGUUUUGUGGCCAUGAUGCUAUGAUCAGGAUUAAGGGGUUUCCCUCUCUGGAGACGCUUCAAUUCAGAAGUAUGUACAGGUGGCAGGAAUGGUCUUAUGUAGAGGAUGGUUCAUUCCCUCGCCUUCGUCAUCUUGAGUUGAAUUAUUGUCCUAAGUUAAGGAGAUUGCCACACAUCCUCCCUUCAUUAGUGAAUUUGGUAAUUUGGCACUGCCCAGAGCUGAUGGCCCUCCCAAUGCUACCAUCACUUACAAGGUUGGAAGGCUGUUGUAAUGAGAUGAUAUGGUCCUCCAUGCCCCAAGAUCUGAUCUCCAGGCUUCAGGACCUGAGUAUUUGUGAAUCUGAGGACCUAGCAUCCUUGCCGCUAGAAAAUCUUCAUGCAAUCAGAGAGUUUAAUAUUUCAAGCUGCCAGCAAAACACAAGCCAUGUUGCAUUCUUGGAGUUACAUCUGCUUAAUCUUGUCUUUCUCAAACGCUUCAAAAUCAGAAGAUGUCCUGGCAUCUGGUUCUCACCAAAUCAUAAGCUGCCGCCUGCACUUCAGGUUCUGGAGAUAUUGAAUUGUCCCUUGCUGGAAGAAUGGUGCCACGGACAUGGGAGUAAUGAACUAGUUCACAUUUCUCGACUAAUCAUUGAUCAGAAAGAUUUCCAUCUGGUUGCUGCAGAGCGAACCAAAGAUGCUGAUCAGGGAAUAUAUGAAGACAGUUGAAAAGGAUAGAAUAUCUGGACGCUGAAGUGUUUUAACCCUUUUAAUUUGGCAUCUAGCUGUAAGUCUUCCUUCCGAGAGCCAACCAAAAUUAUUACCAUGCUUGUUGUGCUAGCACCUGUCUGCUCUAAAAAACUAGUAUAGUCGGCAUUCUUCUGGUGCUUCAAUGUGCCAGUUAUCUAAAUAAGUGCCCAAUGAUGAUACAGCAUUUUAGUGUUGGAAAGGUCAGAAAUAAGAUAACCUUAUGGCAUUUGGUGUUGGAAAGGUCACAGCAGUCGCCCUUGUUUCACUUGUUGAAUGUCACUGGAUUUAGUUGAUUUCUUGUCAUUGAACAUUAUGUUUCUUGUGGCUUAAAGUUAACUCAUUCAGAUUUCACCAUCA